Messenger RNA from Anopheles maculipalpis, 631 nucleotides. RefSeq names its product eukaryotic translation initiation factor 1A, X-chromosomal (gene eIF1A). The record is from RefSeq and is a predicted model, not a curated record. Bases 158 to 604 code for a protein of 148 amino acids. Gene Ontology annotation, biological process: translational initiation. Lineage: Eukaryota; Metazoa; Arthropoda; Insecta; Diptera; Culicidae. Gene Ontology annotation, cellular component: cytoplasm. Gene Ontology annotation, molecular function: RNA binding; translation initiation factor activity. The transcript has 3 exons.
CCCCACAUGACACAUUCUGCUCCGUUGCAGCACCUUGCAUAGUUUUGCGAAACGAGCAAAGGAAGCAACGACGUUCUUUUCGGUCAUCCACGCUGUGACGGCAGCACUCUGUACGUUUGCGUGAAGCGAUCACCACCAGCCACAUUGCUCGGUAGCUAUGCCGAAGAACAAGGGAAAGGGAGGUAAAAACCGUCGCAGGGGUAAGAACGAGAACGAGUCCGAGAAGCGCGAACUAAUCUUCAAGGAGGAUGAACAGGAAUAUGCACAGGUCACAAAAAUGUUGGGCAACGGCAGACUGGAGGCAAUGUGCUUCGACGGCGUGAAACGACUCUGUCACAUCCGUGGCAAGCUGCGAAAAAAGGUAUGGAUCAACCAGGGAGACAUAAUUCUGAUCGGCCUGCGAGACUACCAGGAUUCAAAGGCAGACGUUAUCCUUAAAUACACCCCGGAUGAGGCCCGAAAUCUGAAGACGUACGGCGAGUUCCCAGAAUCGGUGCGCAUCAACGAAACGGUGACGUUCGUCGAAAACGACAUGGAUGACGACAUCGAGUUCGGUGACGAUUACAGCUCAUCGGAGGAAGGCGAUGCAAUCGACACCAUCUGAUCUGGGCGGCUCGCAUCUACUAACAUC